AUGCACUCCACACUCGUCGCUCAGCCACAGAAGCUCUCUGGGGCGCUCAGAGAUGUCAAGGUCAAGCACAUUACCCCCUGCCUUGGCACCGAGUUCGUCGACGUCAACCUGAAGGAGUGGAUCACCGGCCCAGACUCAGAUGCCAAGCUGCGCGAUCUCGCCAUCACAAUCAGCCAGCGCGGCGUCGUCGCCUUCCGGGGCCAGACGGACAUCGACGAGGUGCUCCAGAAGCAGCUGGCCGAGCGGCUGGGCAAGCUCUCGGGCAAGCCCGACGCGGCGACCAGCGGGCUCUGGAAGCACCCCAUGUGCCUGGCGCGGGGCGACGACCCGGACAUCGCCAAGCUGGACUCCAAGGUGCAGCAGUCGACGCACUGGACGUUCGAGGAGGGCAUGCCGCGCCAGUCGGCCGCCGACGAGUGGCACACGGACGGCUGCUUCGAGGUGCGCCCGCCCGACUACACGUCGCUGCGCAUGACGACCAUCCCGCCCACCGGCGGCGACACCCUCUUCGCCUCGUCCUACGAACUGUACGACCGCCUGUCGCCGCCCUUCCAGAAGAUGUUCGAAACCCUCUCCCUCCGCUACGACUGCAACACCCUGGCCAAGGCCGUCGCCGCCUCCGACAAGCCGUAUCCGCACCCGCGCGGUGCCCCCGAGAAUACCGCCUUCGACUUCAACGUCGUUCACCCCCUCGUCCGCACCAACCCCGUCACCGGCUGGAAGGGUCUGUACGCUGGCGUGCUGUUCGCGAAGCGCAUCGAGGGCGUGACCGAGCUGGAGAGCAAGCAGCUGCAGGACAAGAUCCAGCGCCUGAUCACCGAGAACCACGACCUCCAGGCCCGCAUCCAAUGGCAGGGUCCGGGCGAUAUCGUCAUCUGGGACAACCGCGCGGUUCUGCACGCCGCCACGCAGGACCACGCCGGGCUUGGCCCGCGAAUCGGCUGGCGCGCCACCUCCGUCGGCGAGAAGCCCUAUUUCGACCCGGCUAGCGUGUCGAGGAAGCAGUCACUGGCCGCUUCCGCCUAG
Messenger RNA from Diplodia corticola, 1026 nucleotides. Its product is annotated as alpha-ketoglutarate-dependent sulfonate dioxygenase. Gene Ontology annotation, molecular function: 2-oxoglutarate-dependent dioxygenase activity. The coding region runs from base 1 to 1026 and encodes 341 amino acids. The record is from RefSeq and is a predicted model, not a curated record. Lineage: Eukaryota; Fungi; Ascomycota; Dothideomycetes; Botryosphaeriales; Botryosphaeriaceae. Gene Ontology annotation, cellular component: cytoplasm. The transcript is spliced from 4 exons.